UUGGCGAUACGUAUCGUUCCGUCAGUGCCACUCCGACCACACGUACGCGAACACGACGGCAUCACGACUGUUCGUGUAACAGCGGCCGAACGCGAUGGCGGCGAAAUUGGACGAAACGUUGGCGGACAUGACCGCGGUCGGAGCGUUCGGGCCGGACAGCCUGCUCGUUUCGUUCAAACUGGAAGGGCUGCACACCGAACAGAAUCAGUUCGCGUCGUGCGUGCUGUACGGCUUGGCCACCGUCGACGACCGCGACGGCCGACGCCGCAGCCAUCGGCUCGUGUUCAAGUUCAAGUACCCGACACCCGAGUUACGGGAGUGUUAUAAAAACGACAAUCAAUUCCACAACGAGAUUCUGUUCUACGAACGGAUCGCUCCGUUCCUGUUGGCCAGCGGCUCGCAGCGGAUCGGCCGCGGCACCACGACACCGACGCUCUGCCGUUAUUUUUACGGACGCAACGAUUGCGAAGAACAGGCGCACCGGGACGUGAUUGUCUUGGAAAACGAGACCGUCCGCGGAUACCGGACAGCGGUCACCGGUCACCGAUUGUCUUUAGAUUUUGACCAUCUGAUCGUAGCGCUCCGGGCUCUGGCAAAAUUUCACGGGCUUUCCUAUAAGGCGAAAAACGAGAACAUUGUCGAGUUCAUGGAGAUGGUUGCCGAUGUGAGAGAGACGCAUUGGUCCGAAGUCGGCGAGUGGAUUUUACAGCCCAGCGUACUCCAGGGACUGUUUUCGGUAGCCAUUGAGAGACUUAAAGAACGUCACAUUUCGGGUGAUGGGUGCGGUGACGACGAAGUCAAGUGGAUUACUAGAUUCCAGACAGAAAUGUUGGCCGAUACGAUGAAAUCGUUGAGGCGCGUGGUCGUUCCCACCGAACCAAUUGCUGUCCUGUGCCACGGCGACUUCAACCGGAACAACCUGCUGUUCCGGUACGACGAUGGUGGCCGGCCGGUGGACGCGCUGGCGUACGACUUGGCCACCAUACGGUACGGGUCGCCGGCCUUAGAUCUGUCGUUCUUCCUGUACAUGAACACGGACCGCAGGACCCGGGACGAUCACUGGGACGCGUUGCUGGACGCGUACUGCGAUGCGCUGGCCGCGGCCACCGGCGACGUCUCGGUCCCGUUGCUGGACCGCGAUCGGUUGAACGCCGAAAUAAGCGAAUACGGAUUCCAUGGUCUGGCGCACGUGUCGUAUUUCGCACGCGUAAUGUUGGAGGAACGUCCCAUCAAACAGGAGGUUUCCGAAGAGUUCUUUAACUUCGAUGAACUACAAGUAUUGAACUUGUUGGUAUCAAAUGGCGGAGAACCGGCCACCGAAUGGGUGGCCGAUACCUUUCAACACUUUAUCCGCUGCAAGUACGCCAGAACACCCGCYGCCAAUGAAAACGACAUAUCGGUCGGAAAUUAAAAUAUAUUGCGAUGAAUCGCGAUAACCAUGUUAUCGCGAACCAAUGUCGGCAAACUGUUGUUGGCUGUUUUAUUUUUACUGUUGGUUUCUCGUUAAAAACACUCAAAAUAUUACAUUCUCAGGUCGUGGAAUAAAAUUAUAAUGUUCAAUCAUGUUUUAGAUUUGUUAAAAAAUGAUUUCGGAAAGACAUCGUCAUAAGUGCUUGACGACAUAGGUAAAAGGCUUGCUUCCGCUUUUCGAUUUGUGCGUGUUCAUUUUUAUAUGCCAAACACACUCAGUGUUCACUGUUCAGAGUAUGCUAAUCAAUCACGCUAUUAUUGUUUCCUCUGUUUUCCACCAGAAUAUAUUAUAUUAAAUUUGUGUUCCAAAAUUCCGGCAUGUCGUUGCCGAUUAAAAAAUGUACAUUUAUCAUACAGUACUAUAARACGUUGAUAUUAUCCGUGUUCUAUUGUAGGUUUUAUUCUAUGUUUGUUUCGAUUUUUUAAGUAAAAACAAUUUUAAAUCGUACGAUUGAACUAGCUAUGUAAAGCAGCGACAACGAACGUAUUGAAKACGCUUUUUCUUAAUAGACAGAUUGAAAAAACAAAUUUCCAAUUAAAAAUACCUACCUACCAUGAUUAUCCAAAUCAUAAUUAAUUUAUAUUCUGUUCAUAUUUCAACUGAGGUUGUGAACCUCGAUUUACCAUGGUAUGCGGAAGUUUUUUUUACGUGAAAUUAGAAUACUGCAGUUAUGUUGUCGAUAUUAUAAUGUACCUACCUACAAAUAGAUUUUUUAAAUGUUUAAAAUGUUAUGUAACGUAAUAYAGUGUAAGAAUUGUUAUCGUACAUUGUUUUUGUUAAGAUACGGUAUGUGAUAAUAUUAGRUAAAUUUACAUGCGCA
Messenger RNA from Diuraphis noxia (Russian wheat aphid), 2291 nucleotides. RefSeq lists its product as uncharacterized. NCBI's taxonomy places the organism in Eukaryota, Metazoa, Arthropoda, Insecta, Hemiptera, Aphididae. The record is from RefSeq and is a predicted model, not a curated record.